AUGACCCCGGCGACAAAGGGGGUCGGCGAGGGUGGCCGCUGGGGCGAGGAGGCGGAGCCGAUGACCCCGGCGGUUGCGGCGGCGGAGUGGUCCCGGGGGCUCGAGGACCGACAUUUGAUGCGGUCGUGGUACCUCACCGCCAAGAGCAAGAUCGAGUGCACGGUUGUGGUAGCCAUCCAGAGGAAGAGGAAGAGCACCCUGCUCCGGUUUGACGGACGUGGCAUUACGGAGGAGGCAGCGAGAAAGGUCAUAGGUGGCCCCGUGAAGGUUGAGGAGGCCGCCGCCUCAUCAUGCAGCGUGCGAUGGUGGACCGGUGGGUGUCCAAGAGGCAGCUGCUGCGACUACGUUCCUUCUCUGCCACUGGACGACAUGCACAAGCCACGGCCUUAUCGUGCCAGCCCAUGGGGUGACUACUUCCUGACCUUCAAGCCAUGCACCCCAUCGCAGUAUUUAUCAAUGGAAGACAGGGCAGAAGAUAUUAAGCAAGAGGUGCUGAAAAUCAUACUAAACACCAUGAGCUCCACUGAUCUACCUCAAAAGCUGGAGCUUGUUGACACACUGCAGCGUAUUGGGGUGGACUAUCACUACCGACAGGAGAUUGAUGAAUUGCUGCGUGAUAUAUAUGGUGACAAGCAUGAAAUUCAUGACCUUUAUACAGCUGCCUUGCGGUUUUACCUGCUUAGGAAACAUGGCUACCCUGUCUCUUCUGAUGUGUUUACCAUGUUUGUUGACGGGAACAGAAUUAUUGGGAGCACUGAUGCUAUAACUUUGUUGGUUCUCUACAACGCUGCACAUCUGAGAACCCAUGGAGAAAAAAUACUUGAUGAUCUUAUGACUUCGACAAAGCAGCUCCUAAAAUAUAUGGUGAACCAGUUGGAUCCGGCAUUGGCACAAGAAGUGCAAUACACCCUAGAAACUCCCCUUUUCAGGAGGCUUCACCGAAUUGAAGCAAAGCGCUACAUCUCAACAUAUGAGAAAAAGCACACACGAAACAAGACCAUAUUGGAGUUUGCAAAGCUGGACUACAAUAUCGUGCAAAGUUUGUACUGUGACGAGCUUAAAGAUCUUACCCUAUGGUGGAAUGGAUUUGAUAUAAAAACCCACCUACCCUGGGCACGUGAUCGAAUGGUUGAGAUGCACUUUUGGAUGAUGGGAGUUUUCUUUGAGCCCCAUUAUUCAUAUCCAAGAACCGUGCUUACAAAGUUGAUUACCCUUGUGUCGGUUUUUGAUGACUUCUAUGACAACUAUAGCCCCGCACAAGAAAGCACGAUGUUUACUUCAGCAAUUGACAGGUGGGACGAGCAUGCAGCUGAGCAAGUCCCAACAUACAUGAGGCCGUUCUACAAGGGCACCGUUUCCACCAUAAACUGCAUUGAAGAGGACUUGAAACUUCAGAAAAAUAAGCAUGCUGAGUUGGUUAAAGAACUGAUUAUCGACACUGCAAAUGGCUAUAAUGCUGAAGUAAAAUGGCGUGAUCAACAAUACGUCCCAUCUAACCUUGAAGAGCACCUACAAAUAUCUGUUCGUAGCAGCGGAUGUAUGCACAUAUCAAACCUUGCAUUCCUAUUAAUGGGAGAUGUCACGCCCAGUGAGACUGUACAAUGGACUUGGACAUACCCAAGAAUCAUCAGAGCCGUAUGCAUAAUCGGCCGUGUUAUGAACGACAUUACAUCCCAUGAGCGGGAACAAGCUUCGCAGCACGUGGUAUCUACUGUGCAGACCUACAUAAAGGAGAAUGGGUGCACAGUGCAGCAGGCAAACGAAGGGCUUAACCAGAUAGUUGAAGAAGCAUGGAUGGAUAUCAAUGAAGGAUUCAUGCAGCCGACGGCUCGUCCAUUCGCAGUCUUGUCAAGAGCAGUCAAUCUCGCAAGGACGAUGGAUUUCAUGUACAAGCGUGAAGAUGCAUACACCACCUCCGAGUUGCUCAAAGAUACUUUGGACUCUCUAUACAUUCUCCCGAUUGAUGUUUGA
Triticum dicoccoides is the source of this 1971-nucleotide messenger RNA. RefSeq names its product (E)-beta-caryophyllene synthase-like. Gene Ontology annotation, biological process: diterpenoid biosynthetic process. The record is from RefSeq and is a predicted model, not a curated record. NCBI's taxonomy places the organism in Eukaryota, Viridiplantae, Streptophyta, Magnoliopsida, Poales, Poaceae. The transcript is spliced from 8 exons. Gene Ontology annotation, molecular function: terpene synthase activity; magnesium ion binding. The coding region runs from base 1 to 1971 and encodes 656 amino acids.